Messenger RNA from Syngnathus acus (greater pipefish), 2030 nucleotides. RefSeq names its product transmembrane protein 209 (gene tmem209). Gene Ontology annotation, cellular component: membrane. Lineage: Eukaryota; Metazoa; Chordata; Actinopteri; Syngnathiformes; Syngnathidae. The transcript has 14 exons. The record is from RefSeq and is a predicted model, not a curated record. Bases 327 to 1982 code for a protein of 551 amino acids.
AUAAUUCUGCUUCCGGGUCGAAUUUAAAAGAAAAAUGAGGCCAUUUGCAGUUCUUAAUGUCAGCGAACUAUGAAUGCAUUAAUAUGCUGUACGGUAUUAUCCAAACUAUUUUUCGUCUCCAUGAAUCGUAAUGCAACGUCAUUUAAAUAAUACUUUAUAUUGAACCUUUCUACGUUUGCCCAUUCAUUGUUGAUUAUGUCACCGGGCUAACUUCAGCUCAGCUAAGUUAGCAGCUGAGUUAGCUAGCACUAGUACGCGAACAUUAUUUUGCUGUUUUUUUUUCUUUUUACUUUUUUUGGUCCUUUUUCGGCCUCAGUUUAUAGAAGAUGUUUAGCCCACCGAAGGAGGAGAUAGCCAGUAUGACUGACAAGGCUCUGAGGAUGAGGAGGGAGGAACAAGCUCGUCAGGUGGUGCUUGCCUGGGCUCUUCUCGACAUUUCCCUGGCUGGCAUGAUUUACACUGAAAUGUCUGGGGAAUUGUUAAGCCGAUUGUACAACAUCAAUUAUUGGCCUAUUUGGUACAUAGAACUGGCACUGGCCACACUUCUUAGUCUUACUGCUCUUCUUCAUUUCUGGAAAUAUUUUAAGUACACCAUGGCUCCGUCCACCAUCGACGUAACCCCGCAACAGCAUCUGCUCCUUGGGCUGAGAAACACGAGUAUUCAGGCCUCUCCUCCAAAGAAGGAAGAAAAAAAGGAGAGCCCCGCUCCGACCGAGUCAUCCCCCUUGCAGGGUCAGAGCGUUUUGAGUUUCAGCCCAUCUCGCUCUGCCACCACCAGCCCCAAGUUUUCUCCGAGCUGUGUGCCGGGCUACAGCCCAUCUCUGAGUAAUCCCACCACUCCAAGUAGUGGUCCUUAUUCACCCUCAGUGAGCUUUGGGAAUGUAUUGAGUUACAGUCCUGGCUCCCCGGCUUACCCGAGCAGCACGGAAAACUCGGUGUUGAGGGCUCGGUACCGUACGUCACCCACAGUGUUAAGCUCACCCGGAAGUGAGGAGGAUUACAUGGAGGAUUUGAAAAGCCUCGAACGAUUCUUGCGUACAGAGGAAGAGAAGAGUCAUCGUAGUCAGCUCGGGAGUCCAGAAUCCAUCUCCCCGAGUCACAGUCCGUCGUUUUGGAACUACAACCGCUCAGUGGGGGACUAUGCACAGAGUCUGAGGAAGUUCUUGUACCAGCCCGCCUGCCGCUCCCAGGCGCCCUCCGCCCACAAGGAUGAAGCAGACCCGGGUUCCAAACAGGCUGCCGAGGAGGUGUGGGCAAGGAUCACAACCAGCCCCCCCGUUGCGGACCGCAUCGAUGGCUGGACAGCCAAGCUUCGAAACUGGAUCAACGACACCAUCUUGGUGCCCCUUGUGAGGGAAAUGGACUCGGUCAACACUCAGCUCAGGAGAAUGGGCUGUCCUGAGCUUCAGAUAGGAGAGGCCAGCAUCAGCAGCCUCAAACAAGCCGCCGUGAUGAAAGCCUCAUCCAUCCCUACCUUGAACUCCAUGGUCCAGUACCUCGACAUCACUCCCAAUCAGGAAUAUCUUGUGGAUCGAAUCAAAGAGCUGGCACACAGUGGCUGCAUGAGCUCCUUUCGCUGGAAUCGAGGAGGUGAUCUGAAGAACCGCAAGUGGGACACGGACCUUCCCACUGAUUGUGCGAUCCUCACGCACAUAUUUUGUACAUACCUGGACUCCAGACUGCCUCCUCAUCCAAAAUAUCCCGACGGGAAGACGUUCACCUCGCAGCAUUUCAGCCACAUCCCGGACAAACCUGAUGUGACCAAGGAGAACCUCUUCUGCAUCCACCAGAGUUGCACGACGCCACCUCACUAUCAGCUCAUCUAUCAGGGACACAUCUUCAGUCUGCCCAAGGGCAGGAAUAACUUGUUCCAUACAAUCCUCAUGUUCCUCUAUGUCAUUAAAACCAAGGAGUCAGGAAUGCUGGGGCGAGUAAACCUCGGACUCUCCGGUGUGAACAUUCUGUGGAUUUUUGAAGACUGACAAUUGACAAUUUAAAUUAGAACCCCACCCACCUUCCAUCAAUAGUCA